GCCGCGAGCAGCUCGGCCAUUGGCACAAAAACACACGAGCUCCGUCAGCAGCGAGGAUUUGCGUGGGCCACCUUUCUGCUCGACCUCUUUUAUUUGACGCACCUAAAACGAUGGCGGACGCGAAAGUUGACUCCGUGUCGGAAGUCUCGGCCAAGGAAUUGAAGGAGAAGAAGCUGGUGGAGGAGAAGGAAAAUGGCAAAGAUGCUGCUACCAAUGGAAAGGAGAACGAGGAGAACGGGGAGCCCGAGAUUGACGACGAGGAAGACGACGAGGUGGACGAAGAGGACGAGGAGGACGACGGAGAAGGUGACGAGGAAGACGAGGAGGACGAUGACGACGAGCUGGAGGGCGGCACAAAGCGGGCGGCAGACGACGACGAUGACGACGACGAGGACGACGUGGAGACCAAGAAGCAAAAAACGGACGACGACGAUUGAUGCGCCGGCGUCCCGCCCGGGCCGCUUCCUGCCGCCCGCCUCGGGGAGGAGCGCUCGUCCAAACGAAACGAAACAAACGUAAACAUGGUCAUUAGCGAGUAGAGUUCAACGAGGAACCCCGACUGACGUCCGCCAUCCUCACGCACAAUUGCGGCCUCAACUACAAUAACGACUCCAGCGGGGAAUUAGUUUGUAUUUUUAUUUACAUUUUAUAUUUUUGUACAUAUUGUUCGGAAGGAGGCAAAUUGGUGCUUCGUUAAUGAGAUCUUUGACCAUGUGACGCCCAAACAAACAAAAGAAUCAAAAGUCCAAAACGUCUUCAGACGUUGAACUCGGAGCAUUCCAGUAAAUUUAAUGUAUGUACUUUAGCUGUACCAUAAACUACUUUUUUGUUGGGUGGUUGCUUUGUUUGUUUGUAUGGAAGAAGGCCAAAGAAAAGAAGAGCCUCUUUCUUUCUUUUCUUUUUUCUUUUGCUUUUUGGUUGUUUUCUGGCCGCCUGUUUUGAUGUAUGUGCGAAGUUUGUUGUUUGACAAUAAACCGGACUUUUAUUUUG
Messenger RNA from Phycodurus eques (leafy seadragon), 990 nucleotides. It is a transcript of the gene ptmab, whose product is annotated as prothymosin alpha b. Lineage: Eukaryota; Metazoa; Chordata; Actinopteri; Syngnathiformes; Syngnathidae. The record is from RefSeq and is a predicted model, not a curated record. Gene Ontology annotation, molecular function: histone binding. The transcript has 5 exons. Gene Ontology annotation, biological process: positive regulation of transcription by RNA polymerase II; negative regulation of apoptotic process. The coding region runs from base 111 to 437 and encodes 108 amino acids. Gene Ontology annotation, cellular component: nucleus.